Molecule: messenger RNA, 1233 nt
Organism: Diversispora eburnea
Lineage: Eukaryota; Fungi; Glomeromycota; Glomeromycetes; Diversisporales; Diversisporaceae
Source: the annotation of a GenBank genome assembly
AUGCUCGAUACAAGCUUAUCACAACGAUGUAUUCUUGCAAUUGGAAAUACGGGAAAUGGGAAAAGUUUUACAGCAACCAUUUUUGGGGCUCAAAAUGUGAAAAUUGGACAUACUUCCAAAUCUGAAACUCAUACAAUUACGAUUUAUCCUAUUAAUGGAGGAUUCUACAUUGAUACGCCAGGGUUCGAUGAUUCUGACGAAAAAAAGAGUGAUGAUGAUAAUAAGCGUUCGAUUUUUCUUAAUAUGUUGGAAUUGAACAUUCAGAAUAUAACAACAGUAUUGUGGUUCGUGGAAUCUGACAUCAGAGCAAAAGCCUCGUACGAACGUCAAGCAAGAUUUAUUGAAUCUUUGGCACAAUAUGAUACCGGAAAUGUAUGGGAUAAUACCAUCCUCGUCAUUAAAGGUACCUCUGACGCAAAUAGUCAAGGCCCUCGUGAUGCUGCCAGAGAAAUAGCCCAAGAAGUACAUCACACCAAUGAUGACUUGACUUCAAAUAUUGGCGAAUUUAAGAUUUUUUUGUUCGAAAGGCUCCUACCUGAAAGUAUUUAUGUUAAGGUGAGAUUCUCAAGCGAUCAAAUAAACGAGUAUGGUGUUUUUAAAGAAUCGGAACCAGAACGAAUCCUCGCAAGGUAUGAAUCAUUAAUGAAGGGACAUCAUGAGAAUCCGAUACGUAUCAACCUUAGAAAAGUCAAGUGUUCUAAAUGUCCCGAAGAAACAGAUCCAAGAUUAGCACUUCCUGAAUGUCAUUCGGAAAUGGAGUCUUUUCACCCAAAUACGGAAAAUAUUCAUCAAGGAAAUGUUAUAGAUAUACAUUCAUCAUCUUCUGAUUUUUAUAAACAUUCUGACACCUACGUUGAAGCCAAAGAAAAACAUGUGUUUGAUGAUAGUCCUCAAGCUUGGACGGUUCGUGUUUUUACCUUUGGAGGAAUUAAUCCUACUAGGCCUCGGUUAGAAUUCGGAUAUUGGAAGUGCUGUAAUAAUCGAAAUGUCAAUUCACGUGGAUGCAAGCAAGCUUAUCGGUGCUGCGAAAAAGAUAUUCAAUCUCCUGGAUGUCAAAAGAUUUAUGAGGGGUGUAGACACAAGCACCAUGAAGCGCCUUGUCUUGAAAUUUGUAGAUUCUGUAUGAAAAGGUCAGAUACGGAAGGUUGCCAAAAGAGAUGCAAGAAUUGCAAAAAAGAUCCACUUAAUGAAAAAGGUUGUAGCAAAGAAACAAACCAUAAUUUCAUCAAUUGA